Molecule: messenger RNA, 1097 nt
Organism: Onychostoma macrolepis
Lineage: Eukaryota; Metazoa; Chordata; Actinopteri; Cypriniformes; Cyprinidae
Gene: tmem223
Product: transmembrane protein 223
Exons: 2
Coding region: 166-918 (250 amino acids)
Biological process (GO): nervous system development
Cellular component (GO): mitochondrion
Source: RefSeq, a predicted model, not a curated record
AAUGAGGCUUCCGUAGUUUGAAAGACCACAAACAUGGCGUCGACCUGGUGCCGUUCAAUUUGCUCAGCAUGUUAGAUAAUAUAGUGUCAAAAUAUACAGCUACGUGUCGUGUUUGAAAUGUCAGUAUUUCAUAGAAUUACUGAAAAGUAAUUGUUUUAUUAAAUCAUGGCUGUUCAGUGCUUAUUGUUCGGUCUGAGGUCCUGUCGAACAUUUAUUUCAGCUUAUCGACUGACAGGUAUUCAGUCUUCGAGAGCGUUCGUGUCUACAGCGACCCAUUCCGUUAAAGUCAAUGAUAUAACAAGCAUCUUGAAUCCACUACGUUGCGUGCGCGUUAAUUCAGUCAGGAAUGCCUUUACGUCUACUGCCGUCGCAAAGGACGUGAUUCUCUUCAAACACGACCGGACGCGUUUCUUCAGACUUUUAGCCAUAUUUUGUGGCGGCCAAUUUCUAUUCUGGGCAUAUCUGGCUCACUUUGCUUUCACAAGUCUUCGAGACACAAGACAAAAUAGUGGUGAACCUCAAAAGGUCAGAACUGAGUUAGGAGGGCUCUUCAGUUUUGAUAUGAACCUAGGUUCAAAUGCCUGGAGGUAUGGAUUCACUCUUGGGUGCCUAAUUAUUGGCGGAGGAAUUGUUGGCGUGGCUACAUUGUUCAGCCGUCGUUCUGUGAGUCGUGUAAUUCUUCAUAAGGGAGGUGGAAAAGUCACAGUAUCUACACAGUCACCGCUGGGACCUCUCAGAGCUCACCAUCUAACUGUGCCUUUGACUCAAGUGACCUGUCAUGCGCACAGACAGGAAUCACCUUCAUUUAUCCCUCUUAAAAUCAAAGGGUAUAAGUUCUACUUCCUUUUGGACAAAGAAGGGACACUAAACAAUCCUAAAUUAUUUGACAUUACUGUUGGGGCCUACAGACCCUUAUAAUUUGUCAUUCAUACCCUUGGGAGUCUGCGCUCUUCUGUUGAUGUAUCAUACAUCUGCUGUUCAUUUUGGUUUAUGUUGCCUUGGGGGGAAAACAUGCACUGAAUUUACGAGAGAAAUAAAACGUGAAACUUUUCUGUUCAUAAUAAAACUUUUUACCUGGGAUUUGUGCUGACAAGCUC